CGGCGCAGCUCAGAGACAAGAGCAUAUAGAGCCAAAGAAACGCAUGAGAGAAACGGCAAACAGGAGGUAGAGUCGCAGAGAGUUCGAUUCAAAUAGCGCGAGAAUGAGAGCUUGAAGACGAAGACGCCUUCUGACAAAAGGGAGUCCAGAUCGUAAAACACGACCGGAGUAGCCACAGGAGUCGGAGACAGCCGAAGGGCUGUCAGUUAGGCGUCACAAAACAAACCCUACAUGUCCUUUUGAUAGCUGGAAUACAGAACACGUACGAAGUGUAUCUUCAAUCAUUGAUUCAUUGUAUCCACUUGCAUAUAGCAGUUGUGCAUCUCUCCCAAUAGCUGGUGUCUCCACUUGUGGCUGCUAAUCCUCGCGCCUAGCAGAGUCUGAAAAUGGGGGGUCAGAAGAAACCUUCAAAAUCUAGUAAGAAUGCAGGUCGAAGUGUUUCCACGAUAUCUACGUUUGAUGGACCUGAGCAACUGGGGAAUAGCGACAAUGAUACCAAUGAUGAAGAGAUUGAAAUCCGUCCCAGUACUACCUUCACUGGAAAGAAAAAGAAAUCAUCUAAAAAGAGUAAUCCAUUCUAUUUGGAUGAUGAUGAAGAUGCCAGUUUAAAUAAACUGAAUUCUGAUUCAUUUGAAGAGGAUGCCACUGCUCAGGAAGAGGAAGAUGAUACAUCUGUGAUUGUGUUUUGUGGUAAAAAGAAGUCAUCUAAAAAGAAGAGUCAAUCUGCAUUCCACAUGCUUGAGGACGAACCAAUAGAUGAGUCACCUGAUGCAGUUGAUUCUGAAAAAAACAGCUUCGCUGAUAUAGACAGAGAAGCAGAAGUAGCAAAAAGCAAGAAGCAGGUGAAAGAUGAUACUGCUGGAAUUUCAAAGAGCAAGACAAAGAAGAAGAAGGGCGGGAAAACAGCUCAAGAAGACGAGGAUGAUAUUGAUAAGAUUCUAGCUGAGCUUGGUGAAGGUGCAUCCAAUCCUUCGAUGCCUCUCCCGAGGGAUAUCUUACAGGUGCAGCCUGAACCGAAAGGUACCGAUUCAUUUGAAGAUUCCACUGCUCAGGAAGAUGAUACUUUGAUUAUGUUUUCUGGUAAAAAGAAGUCAUCUAAAAAGAAGAAUCCAUCUGCAUUCAACAUUCUCCAGGAAGAGUCCAUAGACAAGUCACUUGAUGCAGUUGGUAAUGAAAAACAGAGCUUAGCUGAAAGCGUCAGAGAUAUAGAAGGAACAAAAAGCAAUCAGGUUCAAGGUGACCAAUUUGGAAUUUCGAAGACCAAUUCAAAGAAGAAGAAGAAGGGUGGAAAUACAGCUCAAGAAGAUGAGGAUGAAAUUGACAAGAUUCUAUCUGAGCUAGGUGAAGCCCAAGCCGCAUCCAUUCCUUCUGUGCCUUCUCUACCUCCCCCCGAAGAGAAGUUACAGGUACAACCUGAACCCAAAGGAAAAGCUAAGAAAAAGAAGGGUGGGAAAAAAACUGAAGAGGACAAUGAAAUUGACGCCGUUUUGGCUGAACUUGGAGGGGGUAUGCAAACAUCAAAACCUGACCCUGCUUCUCCCCAAGAGGAAAAAGACAAGGAUUUUCUUGAAGCAGGAGAAGAUAUUCCUGAGAAGGAAACAUCAGAGGGGGUGGCGGCGGAGUCUGCAGUUGCAAAGAAGAAGAAAAAGAGGAAAGAGAAAGCAAAGGAGAAAAAGACAGCUGCAGCUGCAGCAGUUGCACCUGUAAUUGAGGAAAAGCAGGAAGCAAAAGCUGAUGGCAAGGGUAAGGCUGAUAAAAAAGUCCCUAAACACGUCAGAGAGAUGCAAGAGAGGCUUGCCAAACUCAAAGAAGCAGAAGAAAGAAAGAAAAGGGAAGAGGAGGAGAAGUUGAGGAAGGAAGAAGAAGAACGCCUCCGGCUAGAGGAGUUAGAAAGGCUUGCAGAGGAAAGGAAGCGCUUAAAAAAGGAGAGGGAGAAGGAAAAAAUGUUGAAGAAGAAGCAAGAGGGGAAGUUGCUGACUGGAAAGCAGAAGGAAGAAGCUCGCAGAUUAGAAAUGAUGAGAAAGCAAAUACUCACAAAUGCUGGGGGCUUACCACUCCCUGUUGGGGAGACUGCUACGGAUGGAACAAAACGGCCGAAAUACCAAACAAAGAAGUCCAAACAACAAUCCCAUGGAAAUGAUAAACCUAUUGCUGUCACUACUGAAAUCAGUGGUGUGAAGGAAUCUGAGCAGGAAGUUAUACAUGAGGUUGACUCUUUGGAAACAGAGAUGGCUGAAGAAGUAGAUUCACUGAAUACAGAGGACAAAGCAGAGAUUGCUGAUGCCGAAGAAAAUGGAAUUGAAGAAGAUGAAGACGAUGAUGACUGGGAUGCAAAAAGCUGGGAUGAAGAUAAUCUCAAACUGCCUGGUAGAGGUGCAUUUUCUGAUGAGGAGGUAGAUGGCGAACCCAAAGCGUUAGCUAGGAAACAGACAAAGACUGCACUGGCAGCCGUUCGUGAUUCAGGUGCUCCAUCUGUUGCUUCCAAGCAAGCCCCUGUAACUGCACCCGUUGUAUCUAAAAGUGAAAAAACUAAUAGACGGGAGCCAGAGUCUGCGAGCCAGGACAAAAAUGGCCAAGAAAAGAAGGAAGCACAAAAACCUGUUGCAUUGCCAGACAAGAGUGAAAAGAACCUACGUUCUCCCAUUUGUUGUAUUAUGGGUCAUGUUGAUACUGGGAAAACCAAGCUCCUUGAUUGUAUACGAGGCACUAAUGUCCAAGAAGGUGAAGCAGGGGGGAUUACUCAGCAGAUUGGUGCUACUUACUUUCCUGCGGAGAAUAUAAGAGAGAGAACUAGGGAACUUAAAGCUGAUGCUACACUCAAGGUACCUGGUUUAUUGGUUAUUGACACGCCAGGGCAUGAGUCAUUCACUAAUCUCCGCUCCCGAGGGUCAGGUUUGUGUGAUAUUGCAAUUUUGGUUGUGGACAUUAUGCAUGGACUAGAGCAGCAAACUAUCGAGUCCCUCAAUCUUCUAAAGAUGAGGAAUACAGAGUUUAUAGUUGCUUUAAACAAGGUUGACAGGCUCUAUGGAUGGAAAGUUUGCAGUAACUCACCUAUUCAGAAGGCAAUGAAACAACAGAAUGCAGAUGUAGUGCGUGAAUUUAAAGAAAGACUCAUUCAGAUAGUCACACAGUUCAAAGAACAGGGAGUGAAUACGGAAUUGUACUAUAAAAACAAAGAUAUGGGUAAAGAUACAUUCAGCAUUGUUCCCACUAGUGCUAUCAGUGGUGAAGGUAUUCCUGACUUAUUGCUAUUACUUGUCCAAUGGACUCAAAAGACGAUGGUUGAGAGACUUACAUUUAGCAAUGAAGUCCAGUGUACUGUAUUGGAGGUAAAGGUUAUUGAAGGCCAUGGGACAACAAUUGAUGUGGUACUAGUUAAUGGGGUGCUUCAUGAAGGAGACCAAAUAGUUGUUUGUGGCACACAGGGUGAACCUAUCGUGACCUUCAUCCGGGCUUUACUGACCCCUCACCCAAUGAAAGAGCUUCGAGUGAAGGGUACAUAUUUGCACCACAAAGAAAUCAAGGCCGCACAGGGCAUAAAGAUUACUGCCCAGGGCCUUGAACAUGCUAUAGCAGGCACUAGUUUGUAUGUUGUGGGACCGGAUGAUGAUGUGGAUCACGUAAAAGAAGCAGCCAUGGAAGAUAUGAGGUCAGUGAUGAGCAGGAUUGAUAAGAGUGGGGAGGGUGUUUAUGUUCAGGCAUCUACACUUGGAUCACUAGAAGCUUUGCUGGAGUUUCUAAAGAGUCCCGACGUUAGCAUACCAGUUAGUGGCAUUGGGAUAGGCCCUGUACACAAAAAGGAUGUCAUGAAAGCCAGUGUCAUGCUUGAGAAGAAGAAAGAAUAUGCAACAAUCCUUGCCUUUGAUGUUAAAGUUACACAAGAAGCUCGUGAACUUGCAGAUGAAUAUGGUGUAAAGAUUUUCAUUGCUGAUAUUAUAUAUCAUUUGUUUGAUCAAUUUAAAGCCUACAUAGAUAAUCUCAAAGAGGAAAAGAAGAAGGAAGUCGCUGAGGAAGCAGUCUUUCCUUGUGUUCUUAAGAUUGUACCCAGUUGUGUUUUCAAUAAGAAGGAUCCCAUUGUUCUCGGUGUUGAUAUUCUUGAAGGCAUUGCUCGGGUUGGAACUCCUAUUUGUAUUCCUUCAAGGGACUUUGUUGAGAUUGGUCGGAUUGCAUCUAUUGAAAACAACCAUAAACCUGUUGACUCAGCAAAGAAAGGACAAAGGGUUGCCGUUAAGAUAGUUGGAUCAAAUUCUGAAGAGCAACAGAAGAUGUUUGGUAGGCAUUUUGAUGAGGAAGACGAGCUUGUCAGUAAGAUUUCUAGGAGAUCAAUUGACGUACUCAAGGAAAAUUUCAGGAAAGAUCUUUCUGUCGAAGAAUGGAGGCUGCUUGUGAGGCUGAAGAACAUCUUUAAGAUACAAUGAGCUCUCAGUCCUGUUUUUCAGAAAAAUUCCCAGGGAUUGAAGAGGCAAACUGAUUCCGGUAAAAGCACAGUCCCUUUUCAGAGAUAUUAUACACACUUUUGGAAAGUCUUCUUCCAAGAGUACGGCAUAAUGAGCAAUCUUGUGUUAUCAUACAGCUGCGGAUUUGGGAGGUUAGUUUUGGUUGGAUUUCUUGUGCAAGGCUGGUCUUUAGUAUUGAAGUUGUGUUAAAAAAUAUUAUUUAUUCACUCCACCCCACCCCACCCCCACCCCCACAUAAAUUUGUUAUGUGAUUCUCCAUGGUCUUUUAUGGAGUUUUUUUGGUGUCGGCAAUCCGUUGUAUAAAUUAGAGCACACAAGACACACUUUCGAUCCAUUUCUGUGCUGUUGGAUGUUUUUAAUGUGACCGCACAAAGAGAGCAAGAAGGGUACAAUGAGACCAUGAUU
Molecule: messenger RNA, 4862 nt
Organism: Cuscuta campestris
Lineage: Eukaryota; Viridiplantae; Streptophyta; Magnoliopsida; Solanales; Convolvulaceae
Source: the annotation of a GenBank genome assembly